Molecule: messenger RNA, 1920 nt
Organism: Ostertagia ostertagi
Lineage: Eukaryota; Metazoa; Nematoda; Chromadorea; Rhabditida; Trichostrongylidae
Source: the annotation of a GenBank genome assembly
GACAUCAUCGACGAUCUGUCAGACAUCGAUAAAAAUUCUUAUGCAAAAGUGGUUGACCACCUUCGCACGCAUUUUGAGUCGCCCCAAUUUCGAAGUUUGGCCAGGCAACAACUCUCCGAUUGUAAGCAGGGGCCGACUGAAAGUGCCCGUGAGUUUGCUGACCGAAUAAAGCAGAUCGUUAAGAAGGUAACUCGAGGUCAGCCUAAGCAGGCACAGAAUGAGCGCCUACUGGAUGAAUUCCAGGAUAGAUUAAAACCCGCGCUAAGAUUCCAUGUAAAAGCCGCGAAUCCCCUUACUUUUGAGGAAGCCGUGGUUAAAGCCACUACGUAUGAGUCCCUUCUAAAUGAUGUGGCAAGUGCCAUUACCAUUUUUCCUGGCACCCAGCCUACCGCUCCUCCACCUGUUCGUGUGGUAGCCGCACGAAAUACCUCCGCUCCACUCGGACCGGACCAAUACCGACAGAGAUUUCCAAGACAACAACGUAGGAAAAGUCGAACUUAUUAUCCUAGCAAUAAUAGAUCGAGACGAUUCUGGGAAAGAGCACCUAAUGCAGAUAUAAUCUGCUACCGUUGUGGGAGAAAAGCUUGCCGCCAGCCGGCUUACAGCCACCCCAAUUACCGGCGCCACGCAACGGAAAUCCACCUCAAAACUUUUCCCGGGUUUCCCGUAAUGCGAAUCAAGGUGACGAUGUCCCCCACACCGUUUCGAGUCGAUCCAUAUAUGCGGGACCAGGGAGGCGAAAUGAAGUUCUCACAGCAGGACACCUCGAAUGACGGGAUCCAGAGUACUGAUACGGUUUCCGAAGAGGACAAGGAUGCCCGCAUAGCGGCGCUCAUUGAAAGAAAUAAUGCGUUAGCGGACCUAGUGUUCGCAACCCAGAACACAACGAUUUCAGAUGAACCUGAUGGCGAACCAGGUAAUAGACCCACAACGUCCAGCAAAACACCUGCAUGGGCAUACAUGCCUCCUCAUUGCCUCCAGCCUUACCUAUGCUCCAAUAGGUCCCCUCUCAGUUAUUGGAAAAUACCUGAGCAAAUUAAUUGCUCUAGAAUUUUGCCGCCGUGGUCUUCCACCCCACAGUUUUUGUCGCUCAAUGUGUACCGACCUAACACAAUUCGUUACCAGAGUAUGGCCCAUGUGUGCCGAAUCAUUUCACAAACUGUAGUGUACUCCGUAAACUUUUUUGGUGCGCGGUCACAAAGUGUCUCCACACAUGAGAAUGCUGUACCUGUAGGAGUCUGUCAGCAUAUGGUACGUCAUAAAUCGUGUGCCAAUGGCGAGCUGCUUAGCCGUAGGCACGGUCUGGAAAACAUUAAUCGUAUUCAAUUUGAAUGGCCAUCCGCGCCUUCCAUUGCUGUUCCGACAACACGGUUACGGUUACCAAUUGGCUACGGUAUCGAAAUUUUGCAUGCCAAGGGUCGUUCAAAAAGGGAAAUCCUAAAUCCUACCUCGCAACAAGUGGGACUGGCCACUACCAACCAAUUAGCGGCACAACUUUUAGCGGUCGAAGGAUGGCCUACAGCACUCGCUCAAUGCCUCUUUCCAUCAUUCUAUUCUUCACCUCUGCAGAUCGGUGAAUUCAUUGAGUCACACAAAUGCCCUCACAUCAGGAUCGAAUUUUCCUACCCAUCCCACAUUAACGAUGCGCGAAGAUUCUGGCAGCGCUGUUCUGAUAUAGCGGCAACCUCGUUUGUGGAACCGAAAACAUCAGUGCGCGUCAUAUACGAAAAGUCAUCUUGGCACUCGUGCCGCCAAUUGCCGGAGACUAGCGCUUCUCUCUAUACCAGCUGUUGCCAUUCAAUUCCUCAUGUUUCUCGUUUCCAGCCGUACGGGUUUCUCUUCCCAACGGGUCCUAUUGGAAGACGUUCAUUAAUCCCGUUACAAGCAUUUUAUCCAAUAAUGGCUUCUCACUAUAGAGUA